Messenger RNA from Piliocolobus tephrosceles (Ugandan red Colobus), 1147 nucleotides. RefSeq names its product lymphocyte antigen 6 family member K (gene LY6K). The record is from RefSeq and is a predicted model, not a curated record. Gene Ontology annotation, biological process: binding of sperm to zona pellucida. The coding region runs from base 558 to 1055 and encodes 165 amino acids. The transcript has 3 exons. NCBI's taxonomy places the organism in Eukaryota, Metazoa, Chordata, Mammalia, Primates, Cercopithecidae. Gene Ontology annotation, cellular component: acrosomal vesicle.
AAGGGCCCGGGUAGGGGCCUUACUAGUAAGCAAGUUUUGCGAAGUCCUCUGGGCACUCAUGCGCCGUGACCUCACACACGAGUGCACCGGCGUGUUUCAUUGGAAUCCAAAAUCUCUCCCCAGGGGUGUGUCUCUUUGGUAUUAUAAUGAGCGCGAGUUAUUAGAGGUGCGCCCGUGCUCUUCAGCGGAGAAAAUCCCCUACCCGGCCACUGGCCACUUUCUCUGGAGUGUGGGGUCCCCAAGGAGACGGCCCUGGGGCUCCGGUGCUGCGUUUCCCAGGGCUCCCGCGCCCGCUCCUGCCUGGCUGCCGGCCGCUCCAACACCAGCACAAGGCGGGACUCAGAACAGGCACUCAGGGCCGCCAGUGGCCGCGAGGUGCUGAGAGGGGGCUCCAAGAACCCCGACAGGCCCCGGCGGGUGGGACGCGGGCGCCCUGGGGUCGGCGGGGCUCCCCCUACCGGCCAGACCCGGGGAGCGGCGCGCGGAGGCUGCGAAGGUUCCGGAAGGGCCGGGAGGGGGCGUCGCGCGCUGACUCUCACAGGGCACCGCUGGGGACGAUGGCGCUGCUCGCCUUGCUCCUGGUCGUGGCCCUACCGCGGGUGUGGACAGACUUCAACCUGACUGCGAGACAAGAAGAUCCGGAGGACACCCCGCAGACGGACGAGGGUGACGAUAGAGUGUGGUGUCACGUUUGUGAGAGAGAAAACAGUUUUGAGUGCCAGAACCCGAGGAGGUGCCAAUGGUCAGAGCCAUACUGCGUUAUAGCGGCUGUGAAAAUAUUUCCACGUUUUUUCAUAAUUUCGAAGCAGUGCUCCGCUAGUUGUGCAGCGAUUGAGAUACCCAAGCCAGAGGAGAAGCCGUUUCUCCUGGAAGAGCCCCUGCCCUUCUUUUACCUCAAGUGUUGUAAAACUCGCUACUGCAAUUUAGAGGGGCCGUCUAUCAACACCUCAUUGUUCAAAGAAUAUGCUGGGAGUGUGGGUGAGAGCUGUGGUGGACUGGGGCUGGCCGUGCUCCUGCUGCUGGUCUCCAUUGCAGCUGGCCUUAGCCUGCCUUGAGCCAUGGGACUGCCACGGACUGAGCCUUCUGAAGCAUGGACUCGCUCCAGACUAUUGUCACCUGUUGCAUUAAACUUGUUUUCUGUUGAUUA